Messenger RNA from Arctia plantaginis, 891 nucleotides. The record is from the annotation of a GenBank genome assembly. NCBI's taxonomy places the organism in Eukaryota, Metazoa, Arthropoda, Insecta, Lepidoptera, Erebidae.
AUGGAUGUAGUGACGCCGCACAUCACCUCCGUGCUGAAGACAUACCAGGCGAGCGCUCCGCGCAGCCUCCAGGGCCCUGGGAGCGGGCGCGCCGAGCCGUCCGGCGAGGCGCCGCCGCCUCCACCGCCACCCGCCGCGCCGCCGAUCCUGCUGGCUGCCGACACGGUGCUCGGCGAGCGCGGCGAAACUCUUCUCGAAGGCGAACCCAUCUCCUGCUUCAGUGUAGGAGGCGAACGGAGGCUGUGUCUGCCGCAGAUACUCACGUCUGUGCUCACCGACUUUACACUGGAGCAAAUCAACCGCGUUUGCGACGAUCUGCAGAUUUACUGUUCUCGGUGCACCCCGGAGCAAUUGCACGAGCUCAAGUCCACGGGAGUGUUGCCCAAAUCGGCGCCGUCGUGUGGGCUAAUCACGCAAACGGACGCGGAACGGUUGUGCGCGGCGCUCCUGCACGGCCCGACGGCCUUGCGCCCGCACAAACUAUCGGGCUUCCGCGUAUACCACGAGUGCUUCGGAGGUGGGCGCGGCGUAUGCGCGCCCGACCAGAACUUAGUGCAGUGCUUGGAAUGUCGUAUGUUGUACACGCCGCGCCGGUUCAUAUGCCACUCGCACGGAACGGAGCAUCGCACGUGCCACUGGGGCUUCGACUCGUCUCGGUGGCGCCGCUUCCUGCUGGUGGCCGAAGAAGAGCAGGAUAAGGAGAAAUGUAAGGCGCUUCUGGACGACCUCGCCGAGCGGGAAACGCCCGCGUUGGCGCCAGUCGUCAUCAAACAACCCAGCCAGCCACUGAAAAGAAAACAGGUAUGUCAAAAUUUAAGUCACACUGUAAACACGGAUAAUUUUAAGGUUUUCUCUUUUUUCUACCGACUGAUACCUAUUAGUAAUAUAUAA